Molecule: messenger RNA, 1683 nt
Organism: Papaver somniferum (opium poppy)
Lineage: Eukaryota; Viridiplantae; Streptophyta; Magnoliopsida; Ranunculales; Papaveraceae
Exons: 6
Coding region: 1-1683 (560 amino acids)
Biological process (GO): DNA integration
Molecular function (GO): nucleic acid binding
Source: RefSeq, a predicted model, not a curated record
AUGUUACCACUUUUCAAGAAAUUCCAGGUUGAAAAGUUUAUCGAUGGUUCUUUUCCAUGUCCUGAUCAAGGAACCACAAGAGCUCAACUAGUUGAAUAUCAAGAUUGGAUUGCUGAAGAUACAACUCUUCUUCUUGGGAUCCAAUCAACAAAAUCUGUUUCAACUAUUGGUUAUGUUGCUGGUGCUGCUACUUCUAGAGGAUUGUGGCUUAGCAUUCAAGAAAGAUUUGCUCAUACUUCUGCAACUCAUGUGAUUCAUAUUCGUACCAAGCUUCAAUCUCUCAAAAUGAGUAGUUUUGUAUCAAAAUAUCUAAUGGAGAUUAAAAGCCUUCAAGAUCAACUUGCAGCUGCAGGAUCUCAAAUUUCAGACACUGAAAUGGUGGCAACUAUUUUAUCUGGCUUGCCUCUAGAGUAUCAUUCCUUUGCUACUUCCAUUAAAAUUCGUAAUCCGCCAGUAUCAAGCAAGGAACUGUUCAAUCUGCUCAUGAAUGAAGAAAUUGUUGUAACAAAUACCAAAACUGAUUCUGAAGCCAAAGCUUUUGCGGCUCAACAUUAUCAACAGUUCAAACCUACUUCUAGUUACACUCCUAGACCUUCAUACUCAAACUCAGUUUUUCAUAUAGGUGGAUCAAGAGGUCGAGGUGGUCGACAUCCAAAUCCUAAUUUCUUCUCAAGACCUUCCUAUGGAAGAGGCACUACUUCUGAAAUUGAACCUUGUCAAAUCUGCAAAGAUAGUGGAGCUAACAAUCACAUCACCUCUAAUGAUGCUAAUCUGACUACUUCUUCUCCUUAUGAUAAUGCUGAGAUGAUUUCAACGACUAGUGGCCGAAUUAUGCACAUCUCUCAUAUUGGUCACUCAUUAAAACAUGACUUGACCUCUCAGAGGAUCAUUUUGCAAGGUCCACAUAAAAAUGGUCUUUACCCUAUUCAAUUCAAUUCACACACUGCUCUUGUUACAUACUCCAUUUCUCUCAUCACCAGAAGAAUGCACAAAUUUCCUUUUAGUCUUUCUAAUACUGUUGCUGCUCAACCUUUAGAGCUUCUUCAUAUGGACUUAUGGGGUCCCUGUCAUGUCAGCUUUCUUUCAGGCUCAUACUACUAUGCUAAUGUUGUACAUGAGUACUCCAAAACUGACAAUGGUGGUGAAUUUACUGGCAAUCUUCUUAAAGCUUAUCUUACUCAAAAAGGAAUUCUUCAUGAUUUUUCUUGUCCCAAAACACCUGAGCAAAAUGGUGUUGCUGAGAGUAUAUAUGUCUUAUUCAAUGAAUCCAGUUUUCCUUUCAAAACGUUUUCAUCUCAUACUAUUUCUACAACUGUUCCAUCCAUCAUUCCUACUUGUGAUGCUUCUACUGCUCCUUCAAUUUCCGAGUCAGUUCCUCCUCCAAUACUCACUACCUUCACUCCCACUACUACAACUAAAGUCAUUCCUCAAAAUGAUCAUUCCAUGAUUACUAGGGCUAAGAGAGGUGUGUUUAAACCAAAAACUAUGCUUGCCACUAAAAAUUUAUUGCCUGCAGCUUACUUAAGUGAUACAACAUCUCCAGUUCCAACAUGCUUUUCUCAAGCAAUAAAGAAUCCAAAAUGGAAGGUAGCCCCUUUUCAGGAACAUGAAGCUUUACUUAAUCCUGGUACUUGGUCUUAUGUGCCUUCUUCACCUGAACAAAAUGUAGUUGGCUGCAAAUAG